Messenger RNA from Adineta ricciae, 1071 nucleotides. NCBI's taxonomy places the organism in Eukaryota, Metazoa, Rotifera, Eurotatoria, Adinetida, Adinetidae. The record is from the annotation of a GenBank genome assembly.
AUGAAUGUCUACGUUUACCAUGUUUUUUGUCAUUGUCUUCAAUUGGUGAUCAAUGAUGGUAUAAAAGCAAGUGGUAUGGCAUUAUCUUUACUCAAGAAGGUAGCUAAUUUAGCUAAAUUUGCUCAUUCAAGUGUAAUAUUUGCUGAACGAUUAGAAAGUAUAAAAUAUAGUAUUCCAAAAGCCAAUCGAACUAGAUGGAAUAGUCAAUUUCAAACAGUGAAAAACGUUAUCAAUAUUCCAUGUUCAACACUUAAUUCUAUUUUAACUGAUUUGAAGAAAAAUGAUCUUAUUCUUACUAGUAAAGAUAGGAAAGUUUUAGAAGAAUUCGUAUCUUUGUUUGAAUUAUUUCAUCAGGCUACUGUAUUAACGCAAGGUCAAUCAUAUACAACUAUUAGCCUGGUUGCACCUACUGUACUUAGUAUACUUUAUGAUCUGGAACGUGAACUUCAUUCUUCUUCUUCUUUCACUCUUAUUUCACUAUGCAAAACUCUUAUUUCAUCAAUUAAAGCUAGAUUUAGUGGCUUACUAUGUCAUUUUGAAAUUGAUGUACCUUUUGACUCAUAUUGUAUGUCGGAACGUUUUUCUGAUGUGAUUUUUCUUAUUUCUCCACUUCUUGAUGCACGUUUUAAACUCUUGUGGCUUAAUAGCCUUGAUACAGUUGUGAAAAUGCGUAUCCUUGAAAAAAUUCGUGAUGCAUUUGUUCGUUUUUUUUCUAAAUUAAUUAUUUCUACGUCGCGAAAUACAGGAGCUGACUUGGCAAAUGCAGCUGAACCAAGUGAUGCCAAUGUAGCAGAAAAAAUCAAUGAUGGAUUAAUCAAAAGAAAAUGUCUUUUCCCUUAUUUCAAUGAAACUAAAAUAGUUUCUAGUAAUGAUAAAACCAAAAUUUUAACCGAAUUAGAUGCUUAUUUGUGUGAAGAAAGUUAUCAAGAAAAUCUACUUUUUAUGAAAAAAUAUUUGUAUCCAUGCUUAUAUCAAAUGGGGUCUUCAGUAUCUGACUGUACCGGCAACAUCAACACCUAUAGAACGUGUUUUCUCACAAAGUGGAUAUAUUAUGCGAGCACAUCGAGCUAA